Paramecium tetraurelia is the source of this 486-nucleotide messenger RNA. RefSeq lists its product as uncharacterized. The record is from RefSeq and is a predicted model, not a curated record. The transcript is spliced from 2 exons. NCBI's taxonomy places the organism in Eukaryota, Ciliophora, Oligohymenophorea, Peniculida, Parameciidae.
AUGAAUUAAAGGUAGUACAAAAGCAAAUUAAGAAUAACUAAUCUUGAAUAAGAUUUAGAUGAACUCAUAAAUUCUCAAAAUAUAUUUAUUGUUAAAAGAGUUUACUAAAUGAAUCAAUUCAGAAAUUUUAAGAACACUUUACAAAAAUAUAAACUUUGGGUAGCAAAAUGCAAUAAAUCCCAGAUAAUUAACUUAUUGCAAACUUAAACACUUAAACAAAAGAUUAUUAAAAUACAUUUGAAAAAGAAUUUUCAAUAGUUUAUGAAUUUUUGUGAAAUAUAAAAAGUUGAGAAAAAUUUUGAAACGUUACAAUAAGACUAUAAGAAAUUAUAAUUAGAGAAUAAACAAUAUUAGGAAUCAAUUGAGAAAGACUACUAAUUGGAGAUCUAAAAGUAGAAUGAGAUGACUGAAGAGCUUAAAUAACUUAUAAAAGAUACUGAAUUUAAACUUAAAUAGAAAGAGAGUAAUUGUUAAAUGAAAAGCUGA